AUGAACGCCUCAGACGAGCAAGAACUACUAGCUACAGAACAUGCCGGGAUUCCCCUUGAGACCCCCCGGAAAAGACGGCGCAUGACGAACCCACAUAGAUCACUUCCCUCGAAUGAUGACCGGCCACCCUGGCUUGACCUGCAGUCGCAGCCGCCGUUCCUGCCGCCCGCAGAUCCUCUUCACUCCCCGGCGGCCGGCGGCUGGCACGCAGACGGCUUCUCGCCGGAUCCCGGGUUUCUUGCCUCGCAGGAAGAAUUGCGCUGCAUACUUUUCUCGCUAGCCCAUUCCGCUAUACCAACGGGGGCGACAAGUCCAGAUGCUCUCAACCUUGAUAGAGCGGGGGAUACAGCGUCCUCUUCAUCGCAGCCUCACCGCGUAUACCGAGAGUCGCUUCGUUCCUGCAGGCGGAUUGAAUAUCUGAAGAACUACGUAGCCGAGGUCGCACCAUGGCUCGAUAUGUUCGAUUCGCAGUGCACUUUCCGCCACCAGCUCCCUGCGCUGGCGCAGACUUUCCCUGCGCUCUCCUACGCUAUCCUAGCUAUCUCUGCUCGACAAAUGGAGCGCAAACAGGGCAUCUGGGAUCUGGUGGACAGUCUCGAGCUAUACCAAGAAGCCAUCACGCUGCUGAGCCCGGUCCUUCAGGUGCGCGACCCACGAAUCGUCGCGGCUUGUGUACUUCUUUGCUGCUUGGAAAUGAUGUCCGCGCGGGCCCAGGACUGGCGGCGCCAUCUCGAAGGGUGUGCAGCUUUGUUCGAUGCAUUCAGAAUCCAUGGAUUUAGCAAUGGACUGUUACGGGCCGUGUUCUGGUGCUAUGCUCGGAUGGAUCUUUGCGGAGCUUUAAUCUCAGAUGGCACCCAAACCACACUUUUGGAUCCUUCCAAGUGGUUGCCCUCAGGCAAGCAAUACGAGGAUGCAUAUCAGUUGUUUCACAAUGACCAAUCACCCGACAUGCACGCCAAUUACGCAGUGUAUCUGUCGGUUAAAGUGACUGAACUCAUCUCCGAUCGCACGAAAUUUGUUGAAUUGGGCGAGAAAAACGGGUGUACUCCAGAGCAAUUCUCGUCCCGGUGGAUUACACUGUGGAGUGAUUUGCAAAAAUGGCUUGCUGAACGGCCUGCUGAGCUGCUGCCGAUUCAGAUUGUUGACCACAAGCCUUUCCCACAUAUCCUCUUCAUUCACUGGGCUGCCAUUUCCUCAAACCAGCUAUACCACACGGCGUGCAUCUUGUUGCUUGAAACGAUGCCAAAGAGUAUCCACCUGCCGCGAACGUCGAAUCUGUCUCUAUUAUGGCACGCACGGCAUAUUGUCGGCAUCUCGCUGGUCAAUUCGCAUCAUGGGUGUUUGAACAAUGCCAUCCAACCACUGUGGAUUGCGGGAAGGCUUUUCAGCCAUUCGUCGGAGCACGAACGAAUAAUCCAACUAAUUCAAGACAUCGAAGCUGAGACGGGGUGGGGGACAUGCUGGCGCAUCCGUGACUUGGAACUGGCGUGGGGUUACAGCCCUAGUCGAAAACCGGACAUGGGUGGUCCAUUUCCCAACGUAGCCGAAGGGGAAACAAAUGCCGUCUGA
This is a messenger RNA of Aspergillus chevalieri, 1569 nucleotides long. RefSeq lists its product as uncharacterized. Lineage: Eukaryota; Fungi; Ascomycota; Eurotiomycetes; Eurotiales; Aspergillaceae. The coding region runs from base 1 to 1569 and encodes 522 amino acids. Gene Ontology annotation, molecular function: transcription cis-regulatory region binding; DNA-binding transcription factor activity. Gene Ontology annotation, biological process: positive regulation of transcription by RNA polymerase II. Gene Ontology annotation, cellular component: nucleus. The transcript has 3 exons. The record is from RefSeq and is a predicted model, not a curated record.